Drosophila nasuta is the source of this 543-nucleotide messenger RNA. RefSeq names its product V-type proton ATPase 21 kDa proteolipid subunit c''-like. Gene Ontology annotation, biological process: proton transmembrane transport. Gene Ontology annotation, molecular function: proton-transporting ATPase activity, rotational mechanism. The record is from RefSeq and is a predicted model, not a curated record. The transcript has a single exon. Bases 1 to 543 code for a protein of 180 amino acids. Gene Ontology annotation, cellular component: proton-transporting V-type ATPase, V0 domain. Lineage: Eukaryota; Metazoa; Arthropoda; Insecta; Diptera; Drosophilidae.
AUGACGGGCCGGGGAGAACGCACCGGAUUUGGGUGGUUUCUCUACACCACAAGUCCGCAACUCUGGGCAGGAAUUGGCGUGGGAUUAGCGGUAUCCCUCUCUGUAGUCGGCGCUGCCAUGGGCAUCUAUACCACGGGCGCCAGCAUUAUGGGUGGCGGCGUCCGCUCGCCACGCAUCAAGACCAAGAAUCUGAUAUCAAUUAUUUUCUGUGAGGCAGUCGCAAUCUACGGAUUGAUCAGUUCCAUUGUAUUCUCGGGAAAAGUGCAGACGUAUGUGAUGCAUCAGGCUAUCAACAAUCAUGAGCAGAUGAACAAAAACAUGUUCUCAGGUUUUGCCACAUUUGGAGCCGGCCUAACUGUGGGACUUGUUAAUCUUAGCUGUGGCAUUUGUGUGGGCAUCGUAGGAUCGGGAGCAGCACUCUCGGAUGCAGCCAAUGCGGCGCUGUUUGUCAAGAUACUUAUUGUAGAGAUCUUUGGCUCGGCCAUUGGACUCUUUGGUUUGAUUGUGGGUAUUUACAUGAUGGCCGAUGCGGAAAUGGAGUAA